Messenger RNA from Helianthus annuus (common sunflower), 2873 nucleotides. RefSeq names its product endoplasmic reticulum metallopeptidase 1. The transcript is spliced from 21 exons. The record is from RefSeq and is a predicted model, not a curated record. NCBI's taxonomy places the organism in Eukaryota, Viridiplantae, Streptophyta, Magnoliopsida, Asterales, Asteraceae. Gene Ontology annotation, biological process: proteolysis. The coding region runs from base 145 to 2751 and encodes 868 amino acids. Gene Ontology annotation, molecular function: metalloexopeptidase activity.
UUUUAACACAUUCUCAUUUUCAUUUUAAAAUCCCGCAGUCUUCUUCUUCUUGUUCUUUUGACUCAUCAAACCCUACUAUUAUAUUCUCGAUCUCGAUCUUGAAAUUUCUCGAGCGGUUAUUCUGUUCCGAAACGGUUUUAAUUUAUGUUCCGGUUAAGCUCCGGCGAUGUCGCCGGAUUCAAGCUACUGUUUUCGUUGGCGGUUAUGUACGGAGUGUUGUCAAUGGUGGCGUAUUACGUUAUGCAAGUGAAGUUCAUCACGCCGUUAGGUCUCGAUGCUCCUCUCGAUCGGUUUUCUGAAGCGCGAGCGAUUCAGCAUAUUCGUGUUUUGGCUCAUGAAAUUGACGGUCGUCAGGAAGGACGUCAAGGUUUACAUGAUGCUGCUAAAUAUAUUAGGACACAAUUGGAAAUGUUGAAGGGUCGUGCUGGAUCUAAUGUAAGGAUUGAAAUUGAGGAAAAUAUUGUUAAUGGCUCUUUCAAUAUGAUGUUUUUAGGUCACAGCUUAUCUCUUGGAUACAGGAAUCACACAAACAUAGUAAUGAGGAUUUCAUCGAUAGAUUCAAAAGACACAGACCCUGCCGUUUUAUUGAAUGCACAUUUUGAUAGUCCAGUUGGUUCACCCGGCGCUAGUGACUGUGGUUCAUGUGUUGCAUCUAUAUUGGAGGUAGCGAGGAUAACAAUUGAUUCAGGGUGGGAACCUCCUAAACCACUUAUAUUUCUGUUCAAUGGCGCGGAAGAACUUUUUAUGCUUGGUUCACAUGGCUUUAUAACAACACAUAAAUGGCGUAAUACAAUCGGUGCUUUCAUAAAUUUGGAAGCUUCUGGAGCAGGAGGGCUUGAUUAUGUCUGCCAAUCUGGACCUGGGUCUUGGCCGUCACAAGUCUAUGCUCAAUCGGCUGUACGUCCUAUGGGCAAUAGUGCAGCACAGGAUAUUUUUGGCAUUGUUCCUGGGGAUACUGAUUACAGAAUGUUUGCAACUGAUUUUGGGAGCAUUCCUGGACUAGACAUCAUCUUUGUCCACGGGGGUUAUUUUUACCAUACGUCUACUGAUUCGGUAGAAAGAUUAUUACCCGGAAGCAUUCAAGGCCGUGGGGAUAACUUAUUUAAUGUAGUUAAAGCCUUCACUAAUUCAUCCAAGCUUCAAAAUGCUUACGAUCGUGGACUUACUAAAGAACGUGAUGAUGGACAUCCUAUGUUUUUUGAUUAUUUGUCAUGGUUCUUGGUUUACUAUUCUAGAAGGCAAGGGAUGAUAUUUCAUAGUAUACCAGUAGCCAUGUAUAUACUUAUUCCAUUUUUUCUGCGGUUUUCAAAGUAUGGUUUGCGAUGCUCGUUUGCUGCUUUAUUCGACUUCAUGAAAGGAACUUUGUUUCAUGUUAUCGGCGUCAUUCUUGCAGUUAUAUUCCCGGUUGUUUUUUCUGUCUUGAGACUGUUAUUCGCUGGACAGUCAAUGAACUGGUUUGCUCAUCCUUAUUUGGCGUAUAUGAUGUUUAUUCCAUGCUCACUUGCUGGGAUGUUAUUUCCAAGAUUUUGUUGGAAUUUUUUUCCUCUCUCUCAAAGUGGUUACAUUCUCAAAUCAUCAAAAGAGGAAUUUGCCGAGGAAGCUCGGUAUUGGGGUGCAUUUGGCUUAUAUGCGUGCAUCAGUAUGGCUUAUUUCUCUUUUGGAUUAAGUGGAGGUUUCUUGAGCUUGUCAUUAGCUGCUUUUAUGGUUCCUGCAUGGAUUUUAUACCGUUUAUCUGUCAAGUAUUAUGGUAUUGAAUCACUAAGGUCUGCAGCAUUUUUAGUUGUACCUUCAAUACCUUGCCUUCUGCAUUCUGUCUAUUUUUCUGGGUUCUUAGCGCAGUUUUUAAUUGAGAAAAUGGGUAUGAUGGGCUCACUUCCACCUCCUCAUGGGUAUUUCAUUCCCGAUGUUAUAGUGGCAACAACUAUUGGAGCAGUGACUGGUGUGUGUGUGGGACCCAUUUUACCAGUUAUUGGUCAUUGGUUAGCCAGAUCAUCUGUUGUGCAGUUCUUGCUGCAUAUCAGUGUGAUUGCCUUGGCCCUCACAUCACAAUUUUUUCCAUACAGCAUUGAUGCACCAAAACGGGUCAUUUUACAGCAUACUGUUGUUACAGCAGAUUCAGGAAAAAUUAAAGAUACCAGCUAUGAUUUGUCUGUAGUGGACUCCAAUGCAUUACCUUACCUUUUCAAACAUGCUCCAGAAGUAGCAAAGGAGCUGCAUGUUGAUUCAGAUUUUUCAUUUGAAACCGCUAAUCUGUCUUAUCGAGAAGCAUGGAUGGGAAUCUAUCCAUUGUCUUCCUUGUUUUCAAGAAGCUUAAAGUUCCCUGCAAGUAAAGACGAAAUCACGAGACAUUAUAGAUAUUUUCCUCAUAUAUCAACUACUAAGCAGGAGACUAUCUCAGCUGAUGGGUCCCGCAGAGUAUACUUGGAAUUUUCCUUGGGUUCCUUGAAGGAGGUAUGGGUUUCAGUCCUCAACAUAACGGGCCCGAUUUCUGGUUGGUCAUUUGCUAACAGUACCCUUCCAGCCCCUGAAAUUAUUAAAGGUGCUCCUCCAUCAUAUAUAUGUAGACUAAGUGGUGUAGCUAACGAAAAUUGGACCUUUUGGUUGGAGACAAAUAGUUCAGGAGAUAUACGUAUUGAGGUCGGUGUUGUAGAACAAUACUUAAUGGACUCGAUGAAGAUAUUAAAAAGUCGGUUUCCCGAGUGGGUGGAUAUCAUUGCGCUUUCAAGUUUUUUGUCGACUUAUAUCUUCUAGUCUAAAUACACUACUUUGAUUUAUUCACAUUACAGACAUUGUAUUGAUGCAGUCUAUAACUGUUUUCAAGAUUAGUGUUCUUUUUAUGUACAAGCAAAUGAACCAUUUUGAUUGCUUAAAAA